This is a messenger RNA of Archocentrus centrarchus (flier cichlid), 1545 nucleotides long. RefSeq names its product transmembrane protein 44 (gene tmem44). Gene Ontology annotation, molecular function: basic amino acid transmembrane transporter activity. Gene Ontology annotation, cellular component: membrane. Lineage: Eukaryota; Metazoa; Chordata; Actinopteri; Cichliformes; Cichlidae. Bases 90 to 1487 code for a protein of 465 amino acids. The transcript is spliced from 10 exons. The record is from RefSeq and is a predicted model, not a curated record.
UUUGAUUAGUCAGACGUGCAUCUUCAACUAGGAGCAUGGGCUCGUGUCUAUUCAGUACUGCGGAAUAUCACUAAACAUUUGCACUUAAAAUGAAGACAAGUGCACUGAUCGCCGGUGACCACAUCGGAGAAAGUCCAGACAAUUUCCUAACUAGUCUGGUAGUUUUUUGCGUGGAUUCAUUUAACAUCUGUUUGUCCCGUGACGCAGACAAACUUUGCGUCCCCGUUGGUCUCACCUUUCUUUCUGCGCUGCUCUUGCUGCUAUCAUGUGUCUUGUUCGUGUGUCAGAGGUGCAAAAUUCGGGGAGAAAAUCCUGGAGAAACCGUCGUUUUCUUCUACUGCUUCCUUGGUAACUUGUGCAGUACCACUGGAGCCAUCCUGUCCAGGCAGCUGCAUAUACAGAUUUUAAUGGGUGCUGUUGCUGCAGCUGUGGAUUUUGUGAACUGUAUUUUGUGGUGCUUUCCAGUGUUGCUGUACUGGAAUUCAAAAGCAGAAAAGAGGCUGAGGAUGAUUAAGAGGAGGAGGCGGCAGCAUCUCCUAGCAGUGUGUGUGUUGAUGGUGGUUGCAGGAGGAUUUCUAAAGUCCAGGGUGUCCCACACUUCAGCAUUGAGGCCUGUCAAAGAGAGGAGACUGCUGCAUGUCCUUCUCCAAAUCUCUAGCUGGAGUCCUUCAAUGGACAACACUGAAAUUGUGGGUUACCUACUUGGGCUGCUGGCUUUUGUCAUUGCCUGUACCGCCAGGAUCCCUGCACUCUUCAGAGUAUGCAAUGGACAUAAGUUGACCCACACUGCCAUUUUCUCUGGACUGUUGUGCUCACUGGCUGGUGCACUCUACACUGCUGCCAUUCUCUUCUAUGGUACUCAGUUUGGAUUUCUUAUGAGAGUCAUGCCAUGGCUUCUGUCAUCAACAGGCUGUGUCACCCUUGACCUUCUUAUUGUAAAUAUUCAUUGGUGCAAGAGAGGUUCCAGAAAGAAGGCUUUGAGUUUUUUUCCAGAUACAGAGCACCUUUUAGGUGGCUCAGGCCUCCCUGCAAAGAAUAACACUGCCAUGAAGAGACAGACAAAACAGCAAAUACCUUCACCAGCACAAACAAAAACAAAAAAUAUCCAGAAGAUGACUGAGUUGGGCCAAUAUAUGGAUGUCAGCAGUCAACCUGUAGGAAAAGAAGUGGCGUUGUCCAAGAGAGAGAUGCGAAACGAGCCCCUCAGCAGGAGGACGGGAGUGAUCAGAGCUGACAGCGUCUGCUCCACAGACACAUCCUGCGAUUCCUCGCUGGUCAGCUCAGAUCUGGAGUGGGAUUUUGAAGCAGCAAAUGCACAAUGGACCAAACCAACAGCAAAACAACAGGCGGGGGAUGAGUUUCCCUUGCAAGAGUGGCCGGUGAACCCUGAACCCUUUAACAUCUGCACCCGUUCCUCAACUAGACUCGCGCAGCAAGCUCUCUGUGGUACAGAACAUGGUGGCUGCACUGUAAGCUUAGCUACUUGAAGUUCACACAUGUCAGGUGCAGUAAUUUGUGGAUUAAAAAAAAAGUGCAAACAUAAAA